UUAAGCAGUCACAAGGCAGAGCCAGCCUGAGCUGGGGAUCCUGCCUGCGUAUGCCGACUGCCCCUUUACUUCCCUCCAAGUAGGAGACACAGAGCAACAUGCCCCCCAAGAAGGAUGCCCCAGUGAAGCGGCCAGUAGCCCCUCCUGCCAAACCGGCUGCUAAGCCAGCUGCUGCAAAGCCAGCCGCCCCAGCAGCUAAAGCCAAAGUGCAAGACACAGUUCCAGCACCACCAUCAGCACCAGAGAAACCCAAGGAGCCUCCAAUUGACCUCUCCAAAGUGGUGAUUGAAUUCACUAAGGAGCAGCUAGAAGAUUACAAGGAGGCCUUUGGGCUCUUUGACCGAGUCGGUGAUGGCAAAAUCCAGUUAAGCCAGUGUGGAGACUUGAUGAGGGCCCUGGGCCAAAAUCCCACAAAUGCUGAUAUCAUGAAAGUUCUGGGACACCCCAAGCAUGAUGAACUGAAUUCUAAGCGAGUGGAGUUUGAAGAGUUUCUGCCCAUGUUGCAGACUAUUGCCAAGAACAGAGACCAAGGCACCUACGAAGACUAUGUGGAAGGGCUCAGGGUCUUUGACAAAGAGGGCAAUGGCACGGUUAUGGGGGCAGAAUUGCGUCAUGUUCUGGCUACACUGGGUGAGAAAAUGACUGAAGAAGAAGUGGACAGCCUAUUAGCUGGACAUGAAGAUGCCAAUGGCUGCAUUAACUAUGAAGCCUUUGUCAAACACAUCAUGGCUGGCUGAGCUGACCUCAGGGAAGCUGCUUAUGGUGAUGAUGAACAAAUGUACGCUUCAGGCAAAUCUCCUAAACUCAUCACUCCUCCUUGGCAUCAGUGUCCCUUUUUUAUCUUUGUAUAAAGAACACAGCCC
Euleptes europaea (tarantolino) is the source of this 863-nucleotide messenger RNA. Its product is annotated as myosin light polypeptide 6-like. NCBI's taxonomy places the organism in Eukaryota, Metazoa, Chordata, Lepidosauria, Squamata, Sphaerodactylidae. Gene Ontology annotation, cellular component: myosin II complex. Gene Ontology annotation, molecular function: structural constituent of muscle; calcium ion binding. The coding region runs from base 99 to 737 and encodes 212 amino acids. The transcript has 7 exons. The record is from RefSeq and is a predicted model, not a curated record.